UCGUUUUAAACUAAACAAGACAUGUUUCCCAGUGUGCACUACUGCAGCUGUGUCCGACGUUACCAAACUAAGCAGAACAGAUGCUUUUCGGCAGUGAAACAGACACAGGUAUAAGGUAGAUACGGUGUUUCCUCCACUUCUCGCAAGAUGAGCCUACGUACCAUCCUGGGCUCCACUUUUGUCAUGGCUGGACUGGGACUCGGCUAUGGGAUGUGGUCUAUGAUAUCUCCAGGUGACGAACAGCGGAGAGAGCGCAUCAAGAAUCUGCCUGAAUCAAACCCUGUAAGAAUGGAAGAGUCAAGGAGGAGGAACGCUUUGGUGAUGCAGGCAAUCAAGGAGGCUGGCGAAACCAACUACAAUAUUGCAAGAGGGUUGGGAGGAUCUUCGAAAUAGACGGGCCCUGUUCUGUGACCUGUUGGGAAUGUCUAUGUGUAAUAAAUGUUGCUGGCAUGUAUGGCAAAAACCCGGACAUUAGGCCUAUAUUAUUUUACAGGGAGGUGGAUGUCACAUUUUCAGCUCUAAUUUAUUCAUUGUAUGUGAAAACAAUUCAUCAGUUCAUUUUAAAAUUGAUAAUAAAAACUAUCAAAAACAA
Messenger RNA from Centropristis striata (black sea bass), 592 nucleotides. Its product is annotated as ubiquinol-cytochrome-c reductase complex assembly factor 3. Lineage: Eukaryota; Metazoa; Chordata; Actinopteri; Perciformes; Serranidae. The record is from RefSeq and is a predicted model, not a curated record. The transcript has 2 exons. Gene Ontology annotation, biological process: mitochondrial respiratory chain complex III assembly. Bases 148 to 393 code for a protein of 81 amino acids.